Messenger RNA from Owenia fusiformis, 925 nucleotides. Lineage: Eukaryota; Metazoa; Annelida; Polychaeta; Sabellida; Oweniidae. The record is from the annotation of a GenBank genome assembly.
GAAGAUGCUUAUUUGACAGCCUUGCAAAAUUUUGAAGCUGAAGAAUUUUAUGAGAACAUUUUGGGUGAUUCAUUACCACUUGCCAUGGCAAACGUUUUGCACAUUCCAGUUUUUAUUUUAACAGAUCUAGCCAACAACCCUUUAAUUAUUGUGACACCAGAAAAUGAGAGUGACAUGGAGCAAAACACUGUCAUUCGUUUAUCUUUACAAAAUUCAUACGUCUUAGCUGAGCCCCAUUUUGAUAGUUUGCUUACUAUGGAUUAGAAUAUUGAUAAAAAUGAGACAACUGAAGGAAAAAUCACAAUCACAUGUAGAUGACAAUUAAAAUCCUGCGUUGUCAAAUGAUGUCAAUGUUAUGCGUCUAAUUGUAAAUGUGGUAAUAUGUGUAGAUGUUUCAACUGCAAAAAUGGUAAACGUAAAAUUGAGGAAACUAUCCCAUUAAAAAGGCGUAAAAAAACAUCAGCAAAUAUUACUCAUAAUUCUUCUGAUUUUAUGGUCAGCAACAAACAACCAAUAAAAGAAGGAAGGUUUAGCAAUAUAGAAUACUUAAUUCUAGCAAGUGUGUGUUUAUUUGUACUGGAUAUUAAAAAAGAGAUUGAUUUUGACGUUGUCUAUGACAUGUAUAAAGAUUGUAUUGUAAAACUGAAUUCCACCCUAAGAGGUGACUAUUUUCCUAUCAGGGUACAAUCCUACAUCAAAAGGUUUAUCAGCUCUUUCAAAAAGAGGCAGAGUGUAUACAUUACAAAAAGCUGUAGAGUAGAAGCAACGAUAAUAAAAUACUGAUUCAUAUCAAUAUGAUUUACCUGACAAAUAUAAUACAUUACAACAUAAACUGAUAUCUAAAUAAUCGUGGUGUGUUUGUAGUAUAGUAUAUAAUGAAAUGAAAGUUAACAAAUUUUCACUGCAUUGCAGUUUGGUAUUGUAA